This is a messenger RNA of Zophobas morio, 1819 nucleotides long. It is a transcript of the gene Ggamma30A, whose product is annotated as G protein gamma subunit 30A. NCBI's taxonomy places the organism in Eukaryota, Metazoa, Arthropoda, Insecta, Coleoptera, Tenebrionidae. Bases 242 to 460 code for a protein of 72 amino acids. Gene Ontology annotation, cellular component: heterotrimeric G-protein complex. The record is from RefSeq and is a predicted model, not a curated record. Gene Ontology annotation, biological process: phospholipase C-activating G protein-coupled receptor signaling pathway; sensory perception of taste. Gene Ontology annotation, molecular function: G-protein beta-subunit binding. The transcript has 3 exons.
CUGUCGGUUACAUUUUACAUGUCUUUGACUUAGUUUACGGCCAGCGAGCGACUCGAGAGUAAUUUUUUUCCGUUAUUUAUUAUUUCCAGUGAGGCAAUUUGCAGUGUGAGUAAGCGGUUGAGACAGAAGCUGGAAUUUUUUCCAAGUGUCACGUGCGCCCCCACCGCACCGCCAUCUUGCACCGUCCGCCCCAACUACUCUUCGACGCCUGCGUGAACGGCGGCGCUCGUAACCGCGCCCGAUGGACGCCAGUACGCUCGCAACCAUGGAUAAGGACGCUCUCAAGAAGCAGAUAGAGAACAUGAAAUACCAGGCAUCAAUGGAGCGCUGGCCCCUCUCGAAAUCCAUCGCCGCCAUGCGGGAGUACGUGGAAGAAAACGAGAAGAACGACCCACUCAUCCACGCCCCCGACAAGAAAAACAACCCUUGGGCAGAGAAAGGCAAAUGCGUCAUCAUGUAGAAUUUCAUGCAGUUACUUAUUAGUUUUGUCUUAUUGAUUUUCCCAUUACUUCUGUUCAUCUACCUUAAUUUCAACAGUUUGAUGUUAGAUGGGCUGACUACACUGUUCUACACCUUUAAAAUUUCCAAAAUCGAAAGUUUGUGAACGAUUUCGAGCGUCUUGUAACGGAAAAUUGUUAACAUUAUUGUUAUGUAGUUUAAACAUACUCACAGUUUUGUCUACAUGUAAUGAAGUGUGAAUUAAAUUUCAUCGUGGCCCCUCGGGGCGGUGUAAAAAAACAAUCAAGAAUUUUUUUACAAGCGAGAGUUUUCGUUCGCUUUGAGUUCAAGUCUGACUUGUUAUUCCUAUUUUUGUUGACUUAAUUUUAAUCAAAUGUAACUUUAGGACUUAGUCUAGUCAAUACGAAAUUUUUGGAAAAUGACAACCAACAGCGACACGCGCCCUCUAUCCACUCAAGGUUGAAGCAGGCGGAGCGUACGCGUGUCGAAGACGACUACGAUUGAGAGCAACUUCCGUUUACCAUCUUGACACCUCUUCGAUACUACUGCCACCUGUACGCCGGGGUUUGCUCCAAUCUUGACACUUCCAACGGUCUGACAGUGUAAAUAAACCGACUUUUAAAUUUCGCGGGCAAACCGCACUAAACUGAUACGUCACGUGACCAGGACGGACGCCGUCGUCCUUCCUGGCCACAACUUUAAUAAAGGAAAACGCGAUAAAAACGACGACUAAUAAUUAAGAGAGAUAGAUGACUGUCAAGACUAACUCGACUUUGACUCAACAUUUAACUUAAGAGCUUGUAGCUUGUUUUGGUUCCCCGAUGUCUUCCCGAGAUGGCGUUGCGUGUAACGCGGGACAUUUGAAUUUUAAAUGUAUCUACUCCAGUUAUUGGAUAGUUUUAAUGAUUGUUACUAUUAAAUUUAGACUAACUAAAUUUAGACACGCCGCGGCGUGUUUUUUAAAAUAUUAUCAAACUAAAAUAGACGGUAGUUAAACUAUAUAUAUGAUAAUCAAAGUUGAUCAUUUGGAUUAGUAUAGGUUCUAUGUCUAUUAAUCAAAGUGCGUUCAGUAAUCCACCAAAAAUAUCACCUUCGUCUAGAUAAAAGUGUAACACUAUGUCUUAAUUGUUAUUUCUUAGCUAGACUAAUUUCCUAUCGUUAAGUAAGUUAUUAUCGAAAGGGACUUAAUUUCUCUCUUCGCACUCAUUUCAGGGACGUCGUGUCGUCGAGCGUUGGUUGUGACUCUUCAAGAUUUCUUUUUAUUUAUACAAAUUAAUAUUAGCGAAAAUACUUCAAUUAAACCUUGUAAUUUUAAAUAUGUAAUGUGGUAAUUGAGAUAAUAAACUCCAAUGAAAAACUU